Aspergillus calidoustus is the source of this 2186-nucleotide messenger RNA. The record is from the annotation of a GenBank genome assembly. NCBI's taxonomy places the organism in Eukaryota, Fungi, Ascomycota, Eurotiomycetes, Eurotiales, Aspergillaceae.
CUCGGAACUCUCUUCCUGUCACUUCCAUCUUCUGGAAAUAUAGCCUUCUUUUGGAAAGCAAAGGCGCGAGGUCUCCUAGCAGGGGGCUGGACUCGCAUCGCCCUUGCGAACAAUGGUCACAGGGCUAUGGGUUGCAUACGAACUGCAUUGAUUCCCAAUCUCUGUGAGAAGGUCCGUGUUGAUCGCCGUCAUUCUGACCUGGACCGAGUCGGCUCCUGCAUGGCUUUCCGGUUCUUUGGUCGGGGCCGGUCGGGGCCGAUUGCGGCGCCGACUCUAGCGUGAGAAACCUUUCUAUAUGGGCACUCUUAUUGGGAGACCAGCAAAACCGGAAAACAAGACAGGAGUUUGCAGGUGUCUGGACAGGCCGAAUUCUCAUCCAUGAGUCAAGUUUUGAAGAAGCGAGGGGCCUCGACACUUCAUACUUAAACGAGCCGUCUACCGCGCAAUGCAGCAAUUCUCCGAGUGUGUAACCGACAACCAUGGACGAGCGAAAAGAAUUUCAGCCCUGCCCCGAGCGGCAGCAAGAGACCAUGUCGACAGAUUUAAGCAAUCCUCGACCGACGCACAAAAGCCCUGCCCCGUUGAUCUCUACCCCACCGCCGACACCGACCUCUACCUCUAUUCCCACCUCCAUAACAAGCUUUGAAGAUUGCCCUGAUGCAGAUCCAAAAAAUUGGCCUCUUUCAAAAAAGUUGUACAUUCUUUGUUUUACGCUUUUGUCGGUGAUGAACAGCGGGGUUUCGUCAUCACUCCCAAGCAAUGCUGUCCCUUAUAUCUUUGAGAAUUUCAACAUAGACGAUGAGAGUCAAAGCAGCUUGCCUACCUCGGUGUUCCUCCUGGGAUACGUAGUUGGUCCAUUAAUAUGGAGCCCAUUGAGCGAGACCAUCGGACGGCGCCCGAUUCUGGUUUAUACUUUUAUAGUAUUCUUUCUCUCCACCCUCGCUUGUGCGCUUGCUCCAAACUGGCCGUCGUUACUAUUCUUCCGCUUUGUUUGUGGUUGUAUGGGGGCAUCUCCGCAAACUGUCAUCGGGGGAGUCUAUGCGGAUAUAUUUGAGGCACGCGCAAGGGGGAGAGUUAUGGCAUUUUACAUGGCAUCGGCAAGCUUUGGGCCCAUCCUAGGGCCGAUUAUCUCUGGUUUCGCAUCCCAGCAUGGCUGGAGAUGGACCUUUUGGGCCGAUUUGAUUUUUGCUGCCGUCGCAUUGUCCGGGCUUCUGUUUAUACCUGAGACCUUUGGACCAGUCCUCCUCAAGCGCCAAGCAGCAAAGCUGAGCAAGCUGUCCGGAAAAGAGAUCACUGUGUCUUUAUCGACGAUCGACACAGACCUCAGCACCAUAUUUUUGCGACCACUAUACAUGUUGUUAUUUGAACCUAUCAUCUUAGCAACAUCGAUCUACGUUGCAGUGGUCUACGCCCUCGUCUUCUUUUUCUUUCAAGCCUACCCCAUCAUCUUCCCUGAGGCCUACAACUUUAGUAUUCAAACGACCUCUCUCACCCUAAUUCCAUUGGGAAUCGGCGCCUGCGCGAGCGGCCCCAUAGCCAUCUACUGGGAUCUCAAAUACGACUCCGCCCUCUCAAAAGGUAAAUCCUGGGCCUUUCCCUACAGCCCUGAGAUGCACCGCCUCCCUACAUCUUGCGUCAGCAGCAUAACCAUCGUCGCUUCCCUCUUCUGGCUCGCAUGGACUGCAACACCCAGCGUCCAUUGGAUUGUCCCAACUCUCUCCGGUCUUUUCUUUGGCUUCGGUUACCAGAUAAUUUUUACCUCAUUGCUCACAUAUGUCACCGACGCCUACAAGGUCUACUCUGCAAGCGCCCUUGCGAGCUCCGUCAUCUUACGGAGUAUUCUUGGCGCCGCCCUGCCCGUGGCUGCGAAGCCGAUGUACGCAUCUCUCGGCGUGGGGUGGUCGACCUCGCUUGUUGGAUUCGUGAGCCUGUUGUGUGUACCCAUUCCAUAUGUCCUGCUCUGGAAGGGGGCUUGGCUUCGGGAGAAGAGUAGAUUCUGCCAGAUGUUGGUCAAGGAUGAGUGGGGUCAGAAUGGGAGCAGUGGCAGUGUGGAGGGUCAGCAGAGGGAGGUGUGUUAGAUCUCUGGCUCUCUUCCUCUUGACCGGAAGGUUUUAAGUCGCGAGAUUAUAGUGUUAAGGAGCUAGCAUAUAUAGAGCAUAAUAUCAUAGGAAAUGAACAUAUUAUCA